Messenger RNA from Adineta ricciae, 348 nucleotides. The record is from the annotation of a GenBank genome assembly. Lineage: Eukaryota; Metazoa; Rotifera; Eurotatoria; Adinetida; Adinetidae.
AUGUUCCAGGAGUGGAAGUUUUUUCCAUCUUGGUGGUCAACUUGUUCGUAUGGAUGGGUAGUUGCUCGUGAUGGUGGCAUGAUACUAACGAGUAUCUUUGCUUUAUUUGCAAUUAUUUAUGAUCUCUUUGUUGACGAAUACAGGACGUAUCAAUCGUUAACAGUUUGGUACAAUGAUUCGCGACGACCCUACAUCCCACUAAGAUACACACCAGGCCGACAGUGGCGGCGUAGAAGAACGGGGAAACUCCAAUGUAUUGUUCGUCGAUUUAUUGUUGUCAAAGGAAUUCUUACUGAGCGUCAAACUAUUCGAUAUCUACGACGACAUCUCAUGGGACGAAUGUUCUAA